Molecule: messenger RNA, 2501 nt
Organism: Galleria mellonella (greater wax moth)
Lineage: Eukaryota; Metazoa; Arthropoda; Insecta; Lepidoptera; Pyralidae
Gene: Pp4-19C
Product: serine/threonine-protein phosphatase 4 catalytic subunit
Exons: 7
Coding region: 186-1109 (307 amino acids)
Biological process (GO): peptidyl-serine dephosphorylation; double-strand break repair via homologous recombination
Cellular component (GO): cytoplasm; nucleus
Molecular function (GO): protein serine/threonine phosphatase activity
Source: RefSeq, a predicted model, not a curated record
GAUGCCAAUUGCCAAUGCUGUCAAUGCUAAGCCUUUGCUUUAAAAAAAAAGUUACUUUUAAUUUGUAAUGGCGGAUGUAUAGGUUGUGAUUGUUUUUCCAAAGAAUUUAUUUUCCUGAUACUGUUAGUUAAAAAAAUUGCACUUAUUAUUUAUUUAUCGUCUUUGCAUUAGUUUAGUUUUCAAAAAUGUCAGACACAAGUGACUUAGACCGCCAGAUAGAACAGCUGAAGAGAUGCGAAAUAAUAAUGGAAGCCGAGGUUAAGGCGCUCUGUGCGAAAGCUCGUGAAAUUUUAGUUGAAGAAAGUAAUGUACAACGGGUUGACUCUCCUGUGACGGUAUGUGGAGACAUACAUGGCCAAUUCUAUGAUCUGAAAGAGUUAUUCAAAGUAGGUGGUGAUGUUCCUGAGACAAAUUAUUUAUUUAUGGGCGACUUUGUAGACAGAGGAUUCUAUUCUGUAGAAACAUUUUUAUUACUACUAGCAUUGAAGGUUCGCUACCCAGACCGGAUCACAUUAAUUCGCGGCAAUCAUGAGUCUCGACAGAUCACACAAGUGUACGGUUUUUAUGAUGAGUGCCUCAGGAAAUAUGGUUCAAUCACUGUUUGGAGGUAUUGUACAGAGAUAUUCGACUAUUUGUCCCUGUCCGCGAUCAUCGAUGGGCGGAUAUUCUGCGUGCACGGUGGCCUCAGCCCAUCCAUACAAACGCUCGAUCAGAUCCGCACGAUCGACCGAAAGCAGGAAGUGCCUCAUGAUGGACCAAUGUGUGAUUUGCUGUGGAGUGAUCCCGAAGAUACACAAGGAUGGGGUGUAUCGCCCCGCGGCGCGGGCUACCUAUUCGGCUCAGAUGUAGUGGCACAGUUUAACGUGUCGAACGACAUCGACAUGAUAUGUCGAGCGCACCAACUAGUAAUGGAGGGAUACAAAUGGCACUUCAACGAGACUGUCCUUACUGUGUGGUCCGCGCCCAACUAUUGUUACAGAUGCGGCAAUGUAGCAGCAAUAUUAGAACUAAAUGAAAAUCUUCAACGCGAUUUCACGAUAUUCGAAGCGGCCCCGCAGGAGUCCCGCGGUGUGCCCUCCAAGAAGCCGCAGGCCGAUUACUUUUUAUAAUGUUCCAUUUAAUAGACUAUAUUAAGAACCAAUCGACAAGCAUCUAGUAUUACGUUUUCUAUGUAGUGACAAAACAUUUCAAUGUGGAAAUAUUUUUAUGUGAUCCUAAGACUGGUAAGUGUAAUGUGUUGGAAUUUAAUUUUUACAUAAACAUUUGGUGUGUGUUGCUUCACCAUGUAAGGUUUCGUUUGCGGGGAUGCGAAGUUACGUAUGGCAGUUAGUGGGAUUUUUUUAUUGGGUGAUAAUGGAAUAGUAAACUGCUUGUGCCAUCGGUAUACACUGGCUGGUCAACAAUAAGGGAUGAUAGGUGAGGAUGAUAAGGUAGGUCAGCUAGCCCGUGGGGGUCGUUUCUAGGGGGAACUGCGAUAAAGUCGAAAGGGUAUAUUGCUCGCAGUGAGGCUACUAGUUCCCAGUACUAACAAUCCAGGGGGAAGGAAUUAUUAGUAAAACGGACUACCACUCCCAUUACUAGCAUUAUACCCUGUCAGGUCAACCUCCACAUGGGCCUCCCUGGAAAUUAUCGUGCUGAAUUCCUGGUGUAUUCAUCACGAUGGUCUAACUAACCUGCCUUUUCAUCACUGGGUUUACCGUUACCGCAGGCGGAGUUACCAUUUCAUUGUCAUCCAUUAAAAAAAUACUAAUAAAUCUCCCCUAUAAUUAUUUUUCCAAGUGCCAAAAUUUUUGUUACCAAUUUUUUUGUAUUCUACUUAAUGUAAUAAAUGCGAAAGUUUGUUACUCUUUCACAUAAAAACUACUAAACGUGUUUGAAUGAAAUUUGGAACACGCGUAGAUUAUAUACUAACUUAGCAGAACACUUUAUGUACUGAUUUACACGGGCGGAGCUACAAGAUACAGUUAGUAUAAUAAUAAGUGUCAAUCACACCAAUUGCUACUAUGACUAUUUACUUAUUUUUAUUCGGGAUAUUUUUUUGCAUAACUUUUAUAAGGGUACGUGAAUCUGAAGGUUUUUUCGUAUAUCGUCUAACUUGUGCCCGCACGAUACGCCUUGCGAAAUACCGCAUCUCUGCUAACGAGAUCUAAGUAAAGAGGUUGCAAAUAGUGUUCAGAUAUAUAUUCACUUUAUAUAUAUAUAUCGUCAUAGUCGUAGAAUACUGACGGAUCUAUAUAUGUAAUAUUUGUCAGAUCCGUCAGUAUUUUACAACUAUGACGAUAUAUAUAUAUAUAUAUAGUCUUUAGAACGUGUAAAACUGGUUUAAUACGAAAAAAAAUUAAAUGUGUAUCCUUAAUUCUAAACCAUAUUUAUUUCGAUCUAGUCUAGGUCAAAUAAACAAUUGUUCUUUAUGCAGUAUAUAUAGCUAUGACCACUGUCAUUAAAAUUUCUAUUUGAACAUCAUCUGAUUAUAACACCGGUAGGGCUUCAACUAGGCCACU